UCAAGGCGGCAGACGUAAAAAGGCUGGAUCUUCUUACCCUUGGUCUCAAAGAAAAUUAUGUCUUAUUAAUCCAUUUCCACGAUAUGGGCACACCGCAUCAAAAAUGGCGUCUGCCAAUGACUUGCUUAUUUUUGGCGGUAUCAAUAUGGGAAAAUCUAAAAAUGAUGUUUUUACUGUUGAAAUUGACACACUAAAUGUUCAUAAUGUUUCAACUAUGGGCGACAUUCCUUUAUCUCGAACUUUGCACACACACGCGGAUAUUGGAUCAAAAAUGUUUGUUUUUGGUGGAUUGGUUCAGGAUCCUCAAUUUCCAGAGCCAAAAAUUGAUGAUAAUCUUUACGUGCUUGAUAUCG
This is a messenger RNA of Racocetra persica, 353 nucleotides long. The record is from the annotation of a GenBank genome assembly. NCBI's taxonomy places the organism in Eukaryota, Fungi, Glomeromycota, Glomeromycetes, Diversisporales, Gigasporaceae.